Molecule: messenger RNA, 1818 nt
Organism: Vombatus ursinus (common wombat)
Lineage: Eukaryota; Metazoa; Chordata; Mammalia; Diprotodontia; Vombatidae
Gene: PARVG
Product: parvin gamma
Exons: 13
Coding region: 262-1257 (331 amino acids)
Biological process (GO): cell projection assembly; actin cytoskeleton organization; establishment or maintenance of cell polarity
Cellular component (GO): cytoplasm; actin cytoskeleton; focal adhesion
Molecular function (GO): actin binding
Source: RefSeq, a predicted model, not a curated record
GGGCCUGUGAACUUGCCCUUGGACAGACAACCCUCGCAGGGUUGUGGGAGGAAGUGAGCAGUUUGUAGGAGUCUCUGCCGCCACAGACCUGGCUGGGACUUCCGCUGGGGCUGCUCCUGGUUGCUCUGAGCUCCAGGCUGGGGGGCUUCUUUUUGACGGCCAGGAGGGCUGCCUACUGUCCCCCAGACCACCCUCGGUCUUUCUCUUUUGUUUCUGCUUCCUCCGGCGCCUGAGCUCCCAGAAAGGGGCCUCAAGAAGAUCAUGGAGUCAGAGUGUAUCUACAAUCUUCUGCAGCUCCCUGCCAACGUGGAGCCCCCAGUGGUGGACCUGGCUCAAGGAGAAAAGAAGAAAUAUUUACAGCCUGAUUCUCAAAAGAACCCGAAAUUCAAAGAGCUACAAAAGGCCUUGAUGGAGUGGAUCAAUAGCAGCCUUUUUCGGGAACACAUAGUGGUCCAAAACCUGGAGGAGGACUUGUUUGAUGGGCUUGUCCUGCAUCAUCUCCUGCAGAAGCUCGCGUCUGUCACAUUGGAGGUUGAAGAGAUCGCUUUGACCGCCAGCAACCAGAAGCGGAAGCUGGCUAUUGUGUUGGAGGCACUGCACCAGCGUUUGCAGCUAGAGGAGAGCUCGGCCAAAUGGAAUGUGGAGAGCAUCUUCAAUAAGGACUUGUUGUCCACUCUUCAUCUUCUGGUGGCCAUGGCCAAGCACUUCCAACCUGACCUGCCCCUCCCUGCAAAUGUCCAAGUGGAAGUAAUAACCAUUGAGAGCACCAAGAACGGCUUAAAGUCUGGGAAGGCUGUGGAGCAGAUCACUGACUGCAACAUGGAUUCAGAUCAGCAGUCAAAAGUCGACAUCUUUGAUGAAUUAUUUAAACUUGCCCCGGAGAAAGUGAAUGCUGUCAAAGAGGCAAUCAUAAAGUUUGUCAACAAGAAGAUGGAGCGUUUGGGGUUGUCUGUGCGAAAUAUUGAUACCCAGUUUGCAGAUGGGGUUAUUCUAAUCUUGUUGAUUGGACAGCUUGAAGGCUAUUUCCUGAACUUAAAAGAUUUUUUCCUGACCCCCAGUUCUCCUGCUGAAAUGCUGCAUAAUGUUAACCUGGCCAUGGACCUACUGAAGGAAGGAGACCUGCUCAAUUAUCCGGUCAACCCCGAAGACAUCACCAGUGGGGACCCCAAAGCUACACUGAGGGUACUCUACAGCUUGUUUUCCAAACACAAGAGGAGCGAGGACUCCGAGGAGACAAAGACUGAAGCUGGGAAUUAGGCGUUCUUGAAGACAGUGCUCUGCUGAAGUGGUUUCAGCCCAUGUGAUCUUUGCAAGUGUGUUUAAUCUUUGAAGUAACAGGAAUCCAUGGAAGUUAAGUGAGUGAGAAGUGGUGAUGUGGUCUAGAAUCUGGGAAUCUGUUUAUGUUUCAGCUGAGGCUUUAUAUCCCCAAUAAAUGUGAGCUUACCUCUGAAAGAAUGUGGCCCUCUGACCUUGAACUUGACCUCAGUCCUUGUGAGAUGGAUGGCUGCCCAGGACAUCUGAUCAGCUCUUUAACCCCUGUGGUCAUGAGUGAACAAGAAGCCUUCACCUAGGUUGCGGACAGCAGCUCUGAAGGCUUGUGUCUGACUUUCUGAUAGCCCAGGAGAAGAGCUGGUGGAGAAUGGCAACACCAUUUCAGUCAUGGAAUCCCAGAACUAAGAGGAACCUUUGAGGUCAUUGAAUCCAGCCCAUAUUCAUGUCAGAAUCCCCUUUAUUUCAUUCCUGACAACUGUUCACCUAGUAUUCCCUUGGAUAUUUUCAGUAAAGGGAAAAUCCCACCCAUUAAAUUUUUGGACAGCA